This is a messenger RNA of Periophthalmus magnuspinnatus, 1535 nucleotides long. RefSeq names its product dimethylarginine dimethylaminohydrolase 2 (gene ddah2). Bases 275 to 1159 code for a protein of 294 amino acids. The record is from RefSeq and is a predicted model, not a curated record. Lineage: Eukaryota; Metazoa; Chordata; Actinopteri; Gobiiformes; Gobiidae. Gene Ontology annotation, molecular function: dimethylargininase activity; amino acid binding. The transcript has 7 exons. Gene Ontology annotation, biological process: positive regulation of nitric oxide biosynthetic process; arginine metabolic process.
GAGAGGAAACAGCGGCAGAGUAACGGGUGCAGCUGGGACGCUUCGGGAUUUCAACCAAAAAACACGAGCUAUCAGCGAGCUGCGACUUAUCAAACAGGAUCAGUUUGGACAAAGCUGAGACACACCAGCCGUUAACUUGAUGAUGCCCUGGCCUUUUAAAUAAAUCUUCUGUUGAACUUUAAAAAUAAUUUUCAGCCAAACUUGUUUCCUAAUUUUGAUUGGCCUUUAUACCGAAAGUUUCCACGACACUUAAUCCUCAACUCUUCUCAUCAUCAUGGCGAACAUUUGCCCCUACGGCCGCUUCACCCACGCUGUUGUCCGCGGUAUCCCAGAAUCCUUUGGGAAAACCCCCCAUGAAGAACAACAGAAUGGCGAGCAAAAUGGAGAUUCAAGCGUGGACUUGGCCAAAGCUCAGCGUCAGUUUGGCUGUUUGACGGGAGCUUUGCGACAGAAGGUGGGCCUACAGCUCAUCGAGAUUCCCCCAGACCCGGACCUUCCUGAGAGCUGGAGGAUCGAAGAUGUGGUUGUAAUCCAGGGAGACACGGCCCUCAUCACCAGACCCUACAAACAGCAGAGGCGCAGCGAGGUAGAGGCGGUGCGGCGCGUCCUGUCGGAGCUGAGCCUGACUGUGGUGGAGAUGGGGGAGGAGGAGGGGGGCUCUGGAGGGGCCACUCUGGAGGGCAGCGAUGUCCUCUUCACCGGGAGAGAGUUCUUUGUGGGAGUGUCGUCCCACACCAACCGCAGAGGGGCUGAAGUUCUCGCAGACACUUUCAGGGACUUUGCAGUGUCCACAGUCCCGGUCUGUGGAGGAGCCAGACUCAAAAACAUCUGUUCAAUGGGAGGUCCCGACACCAUCAUCUUCAGCAGCAGUGAAGGGGCCAAGAAGACGCUCAGGAUGAUGGAGCAGUUGACAGACCACCAUUAUGAGAUCCUGACUGUCCCGGAGGAGGCCGCCGCAAACUGCAUCUACAUCAAAGGAGCGUCCAAACGAGACUUCCUGAUCCACCGCCCGACAGAGGAAGCACCAGAGAGCACAGCUGCCUUCCAGAAGCUGCAGGACUACACUCUGCUCCCCACGGCCUGCAGUGAAGCCUCUAAACUGGGUGCGUGUCUGUCUUCCCUCUGCCUCCUCAUCAACAGAAAGCACUCUUACUUCUGAACAAAAACGGGUUUAAAUCCAAGCCCAAAACUCAACUAUCUCCACUCUUUUCUAUUUAUUACUGAGGGAAACUAUGACUACGGUACACUUCUGGAAGUCCAGCUAUAACAUCUGCAGACUGGUUUACUCAAGGGAAAAUUCAUGACCAGUUUUGACCAUUUUCCACAUCAACAAAACCACUCUCGUCCCACUGUACAGGGCUGAGUAUUACAGUACUAUUACCACUAUGUAAAGCUAUUUCAAUCAGAUUUUAAAGAAGUGUUGUAAUUUUGUUUAUGCAAUCGUUUCACUGUGGUUUUAGCCUCUUUGUAUGAACUGUAGACACCAAAUAUUUACUUUAUAGUUGUGUUCUGUCAAUAAAUGCUGCUUUUAUAAA